AUGGCACAUCAACGAACAAUUGACACUUUACUUUGCAUGCCGCAUACACUUGAAUCAAAAGCAGAAAUGCUUGCUGAAUUUCGUUGUAUUUUCAAUGAUAAUCAAGAGAUUCUCGUCCAGAUUGAUAACUUUGAAAAUACUUACCAUUCGAAUGCAGCUGUACAAUGGUACACACGAGAUUCUUUUGUUUGGAGAGCAAUUAAUCAAGCACUUCGAUCAAGUAAUGCUGACGCGAUGUUUAAACUGCGGUACAUUCUUACUGACAUUUAUGCUCAUUUGGAUGAAUGCUAUCGACAACUGUAUCGGUCAUUUCGAAUAUCAAAAGCGGAGACAUUUUAUCGUGGUCAAUUGAUGUCAAGAGAAGAAUUCGAUUUAUUUAAAGAACUUCGAGGUAGUAUCAUUUCGAUAAACACAUUCUUAUCGACGACAGCAUCGAUGCAAAUUGCACUAAUGUAUGCGGGCAAAUAUCAUGAAAAUUCAAAUCUGAUCUCAGUCGUAUUUAGCAUUGAAACAAAUUCAGCGACGCUUAUACGUCCAUACGCUAACAUUUCUCAUUAUUCAAUGUUUAACGAUGAAGAAGAAACUCUUUUUGCUAUGGGUUGCGUCUUUCGCAUAGGCAAUAUUCGUCCACUACCAAAUGCAGACAACGUGUGGGUUAUAUAUUUACAAACAGUGGAUAAAUAUGAUGAUCGAUUCAGUAGAAUUUCUUCGGCAACUCAGUAG
Messenger RNA from Rotaria sp. Silwood2, 723 nucleotides. NCBI's taxonomy places the organism in Eukaryota, Metazoa, Rotifera, Eurotatoria, Philodinida, Philodinidae. The record is from the annotation of a GenBank genome assembly.